Molecule: messenger RNA, 7490 nt
Organism: Drosophila ficusphila
Lineage: Eukaryota; Metazoa; Arthropoda; Insecta; Diptera; Drosophilidae
Gene: Dab
Product: protein disabled
Exons: 9
Coding region: 772-7479 (2235 amino acids)
Source: RefSeq, a predicted model, not a curated record
CCACCCUCGAAUCCUUGGAGUUUUUACUAUCGAAUUUUUGGUGUGUGUCCAUAUCCUGCAGCUCCCAGGGCGUAGGAUUAAAAUUAAGCCAAAAGCCACGAAAAAUUAGUGUUAAACAUGGCCAAAUAGAUUCAGAGCAGGAAAACCUACAAAUAAGUGUGUUAAUAGGGGUUAAAAGAGUCAAAUUGAAUCUUUUUGCUCUGUCCUUACCGCGAGUGUGUCACGCAUUUCUUUGUGCUUUGCUUUUUUCCGGAGGCCAGACAAAGAAAGUUAUGAGAGUUGUGCAACUAAAUGGAAAAAAAUCAUACAACGAAUAACAGUUUAUGGGAAAAAUAGAUAGCUUACCGCUGCAUAAUGAAAGGCGUAGUUCUGGCUGCAUUCCUUUCCCACCCCCCACAACGCCCUAAAGUAGGCAAAGUGGAAGUAAACACGCACACAGAUGCGACCGUUGGAAAAUCGAUAAUCCGUGCGUGUGACUGCGCGUGCAAGUGUGAGUGAGACCAAUGCCGGUGUGUUCUAUCGACCGACUGGCACAAUAACAACAACAAGCUGUCUGGAAGGAGUACGUGUGCGUGAGAGCGAGACAGCAGUCGCGAACAGCAGGACAAGUGUAAACAAAGUUUAAAAGCACAAAAAAGAGAAACAUAACAACGAAACGAAAAAGUUAAUACUGAAUAUCAUAAAUCCCAAUACAGCACAAUCAUUAUUCGCAACAUUAUACGCGGCCAAAGGAAUUACUACACGAAUGCCAAUCAGCUUUUUCUGAGCAAAAUGCAGACGCUGCGCAAGAAAACGAGUCCUUGUAAAUAUCGCAAUGAUCCGGGACGCUUUUUCGGCGAUGGCGUUCAGUUCAAGGCAAAGCUCAUCGGCAUUCUGGAGGUGGGCGAGGCCCGAGGCGACAGGAUGUGCCAGGAGGCUCUGCAGGACCUCAAGAUGGCCAUCCGGGCGGCCGGGGAGCACAAGCAGCGGAUAACAAUCCACGUGACGAUCGAUGGUCUGCGGCUGAGGGAUGAGAAAACAGGGGACUCCCUGUAUCAUCAUCCGGUGCACAAGAUCUCCUUCAUUGCCCAGGAUAUGACGGAUUCGCGGGCCUUUGGCUACAUCUUCGGAUCGCCGGACAGCGGGCAUCGGUUCUUCGGCAUCAAGACGGACAAGGCGGCCAGCCAGGUGGUGCUGGCCAUGCGCGAUCUCUUUCAGGUGGUCUUCGAGCUGAAGAAGAAGGAGAUCGAGAUGGCGCGCCAGCAGAUCCAGGGCAAGUCCCUGCACGACCACGCCAGCCAGCUGGCCUCCCUGUCCUCGCUGAAGUCCGCUGGUUUGGGCGGCAUGUCGUUGGGCCACUCGGACUUGGCCAGCGGAGGCAUCUCCUCCAAUCAUGCUCUCACCCUGCUGGGCAGCAGUCUCAGUGCCUCGAAUGGAACGAGCAGAUUGGGCGUCAAUCUGGAUGUGGCCAAGGCAUCGGGAUCGGCAGCUAAAGAGGUCUCUCCCGAAUCCGUGGCCGAUCUGGUGGACCUGGAGCAGGAGUUAACCUCGCUGCAGCGGGGAAUCAGUCAAAUGGAACGGAUUACGCCCAAUGAACCCAAUGCUUUGACAUCCAGCGGUGGUGCUGGUGCUGCUGGCCAUCCCUCGUUGGCCAAAUCCGCCAGCGAGGAUGAUCCCUUCGGCGACUCGUUCAUCUAUGUGCCCUCCUACAGCAUUCUGCCACCGCCACCGGAUUCCGGACGCAACCGGCACAAGGUGCCCAACAAAACACCCGAAACGGUGGCCAGUUUGGAUGCCAUGCUGUCGCCGCCGCCAGGUGCAAGUACAUCUCAAUCGCCGGCCACCGCAGGACUCCAGGCAGCGGAUAAUGACGAUGACAACUGGCUGCAGGAGUUGGACCAACAGAACGAUGUCUUCGAUACAACCAAAGUGGUGGGCAGCAGUGGAUUGGGUUCGGUUUUGGCCAUGGCUCCGUUGGCUUCCAGUGAAUCAACGGCCACGCCCACUCAACAGCUGUCGGAGGUGGCUGCAGGAUCUGGAGCUUUGGGUGAUCUGGAUAUUGGUUUGGGUGCGUCGUCGGGAAACGAGGAACAUGCCGCGGCGGUCUUGUCUUUGGAUGCGUUCACGGAUCUGGAUCCGCUGGGCACGGGACGCACCAGGCCGUAUGUCGAUAAGAAAUACUUCUUCCAAGAGCUGAAGAAUCCGCCCAAGAAGCUGCUCAAGGAGCUCAGCUCCGGCAGCCAGGCGGGUCUCGGUCUGGGUCUCUCCUUGGGUCAGCCGGAUGUCCUCUUUCCGGAGGACGUCACCGCCAUCUCCACCACCACCACCACCACCACAGCUACUAACAUCAUCGCAGGAAAUCCGCUGCAGAACUCGGCUAACACACUAACCACCACCGCUAGCACCGCCGCCAGUCUGGGCCAGCUCCUCUCCUCCGUUGCUUCCAAUUCCCAAUCCUAUCCCAAUUCCAAUCCCAAUCCGAAUUCCAUUCCCAUUUCAAGUUCCAAAUCCCAUCCGGAUGCCCUGCCAGCUCCCAUUUGCAUACCCACGUCCAUUUCCCACUCGAUCACCCCGAGCGCCGAGCUGAAACUGUUGCUCGGCCAUGUCACUAAUCCUCCUAAUCCCACCGGCCACUAUUAUACCGCAGAACCACCAACGCUGACCACGCUCCCGACGCUGGAGGAUCCUCGUCCGCCGGCGGAUCCGGUGCUGCUGCCCAGGGACACGGAUCCGUUCUCGCCGACGCGCAAGAAGAGCGAUCCCGAUCCCUUCCAGGAGGGCGAUCUCUUCGCCAAGCUGGAUGCCUUCGAGUUCGAGGCGCCGCCUUCCGUUCCGGCUCCCUCCAUUCCAAGUUUGCCAUCGGAAUCCAAGGCGGCCGUCUUCAAUGGCCCACUUCAGGUGCAAUUGCCACCCGAGAAAGAGUUGCAACUGCAACAGCCACCGAGCACGGUGAGGAAUCGCCCGACGGCCUCUGUUUCCGCCAUGCCCAGUGGUGGACCCCUGGACGUGAUCUCCAGCAUUAGCAACAAGAAGAUGCCGCAUCUCUUUGGCCAAUCGCGUUCAUUUGGGAAAUCCGGAUCGGAUAUUGGUUCCAGUGUGAAUAUGCGACGAUUGCAGGAGAGCGAUUCCCUGAGUGAAACGGAGGCUGCUCCGGAGCCACCACCUCGUCCGGACUCCACUCCCUACUCCGAACCACCUCCUCUGCCGCCGAAGAAGCAGUUCAGCGACCUGGUCAUCCGACCGUCGUCCUCCAAUCCCACUCCUCCGCCAACAGCUGGAAGAUACGAGUACUUGAACAGCAGUUCCACUGCGAGGAGAACUCUCUCAUCGGUGGAUGCACCACCCAUUCCACUCCCUUCGCGUCGUGUGGGUCGCUCCGAUGGAUGUUUUCCGGGUCCGGGAAGACCGAGGAAGCCCGGUCACACCGAGGACGACUACCUGGCGCCGCUGGGAGCUCCACCACCCCUGCUGCCGCCUCCCAGCCAGGGAUCCUCGGCUCGGGCGAGACCGCAGAGGCAGGCUUCACUGGGCAGACCGCAGGAUAUCUACGAAAACAAGGCGGAGAUCCUGCAGGCUCAGGCGCAAGCGCAGCAGGAAGCCAAUACCAAAUCCCUGGCUCCCGACAUAACCCUUACCCAACUGCUUACCCUGGGAAUGGAUGAUCUGGCGGUGAAGCUCAACGUUCCGGCCAGCAAGCUGAGCACCAUGACUUUGGUCCAGCUAACAGCCUAUCUUUCGGAGUAUUUGUCCAGCGAGAAGAGUUCACAGGUGAACAGGGAAUCCUCGCCAGCCAAUCCAGUUGCUCCAGUUGCUCCCGUUUCCACAGCGGCGGUGUUCAAGGUGAACUUCGAUCAGCAGACCUCCUUUGUGGCCAAGUUCGAUGACACCUUCGGUGAGGAUGAGCUGGUGAUGCCAGCCACCAACUCGGAUUCCACCUUCGUGGCCAACUUUGCCAACUUCAAUGAGGCUCCCGCUCCCAUUCCCGUGGCGGGUGCAUCGCCAGUGGUGCCCACUGUGCCGCCAGCGGAUCGAUAUGCCGUCUUCCGCGAGAUCAUCGAUCAGGAGCUCCAGCAGCAGCAGCAGGAAACGGAUCUGAUGGGUGAUCUAACACCUCCUCCAGUGGAUGAAACCCAAGUUAAGGAGAUCGCCGACUCCCUGGAGGUGAACAGCGUGGGUGCCGAGUUGCCAAUCGAUGCGUUGGAUGUGAAGCCAGCGCCCAAGAUUGAUACAAAGAUCACCGAGGUGGUUGCUCAGGCCAAGGAUCGUUAUGCUGCUCUGAGGGACAUCAUCCUGGUGGAGAACCUCUUCGAUAAGCCAACGGUUGCCGCUCCAGUGGAGAAGGAGAAGGAUCUGCUGCAGGACUUCCCGGAGUUCAGCGAUGAGUUCAACGAGGAUCACGACCUGCGGCAGAUCAUGGAUCAUCAGGAUCACCAGCAGAUCCCGCAUUCCCGGGAUCGCCAUGGUCUGGUGGACAGCCGGGGCUUCCCAACCGAACCUUCUUCCUCGGCUUUAACAGUGGGCGACGAUGACGAGGACGAGGAUGUGGAUGCGGGUGGCGAGAGCAGCCUGGACAGCAAUGAAAAGGAUGCGGAACCCGUGAGCGGGCAGGAUCAGUACGAGAAGCUGACCACUUCCACGCAGCAAUUGGACGUGGCUGCUCCGGUUCUGGAGGAUGUGCAGCAGCAUCAGCAGCAACAGCAGCAAUCCCUGCCGCCCAAGCAGGAUCAGAAAUUCCUAUCCGUGCUCACGGCUCCUGGUGGCGGAACCAAAGACGACAUCGAGAUCGAUGAGCUAAUGCAUCGCGCCAUUUCGAAUCUCUCGCUGGACUCCAGGGAUCGCAUUUCACCCGCCACCUCCUCGGCGGCUCCAUCGCGAGGAGCUCCGGGAUUGCACACUCCAUCGCAGUUCAACGAUGUCAGCACCUCGCCCAUUCCCCUCCAGAAACCCAACCAGAUGGUACCCUCGCCAGUGCCAUCGCAACUUUCGGCGGUUUCCCAGCUCAUCGACACGGCCACCAAGCAAAUGAUGGGCGACAAGGAGCGCGAGAAGCAGUCCUGGGCCACCUUCGAUUCCCCCAAGGCGAAGGGCAAGGCGAGGUUAACGCUGCCGCCGCCACCGCCUCCCGCUUCCAACACCUCGCAACCGGAUACGGUGGAGUCGCCCUGCAGCUCGGAUCCCCGCGACGAUGGCUGGUCGAAGCAGCAGCGACGCUGGGCGAAGAAGGAGCGCCAGCAGACCUCCUCCUCCUCCCGAGAUCUCAGUCCCUGGGACGAUGAGACGCCCGAGUAUCUGAAGCGUCGCCAGCUGGCUGCCGCCCAAAUGGCACAUCCUCACCAGCCGCAGAUGCCGUCGCAGCCGCAGCACACGGAUCGCCAUGGCUACUACAUGCGACACGCAAGGCGGAUGAACUCCUGCGACGAGGAUUACGAUUACGAUGCGGAGUUCAUGGCUCGUAGAGAUCAGCAGCAACAGCAGCAGCGGAAGUUCAAGCACGGUCUCUCCCGCAGCAGGGAUAACUUUGAUCUGGAAUCCCCCAGCUGGUACCAUCACCCAGCGCAUCACACUUGGUCGCCGCAGGAGAUUGAACAAGCGAGGGCUCGAUCCUUUGAGCGCGCUGCCUACGAGCGAUCCAGCUAUGGACCACCACCGCCCAUCUACGACAAACGUGGCCAGCUGAGGAGCAAGUACCGCGGGGAUCACAGGGACAGGGACCGAGAGCGAGAUCGCGACCGGGAGUACCGGGACUACGCGCGUCCCAGCUACGAUUUCGAUUACGAGAAUGUGUACGAGGAGCGCGGCGGACGUUCGCCGAUGGCCUACAAGCCGGGCAGAGGUGGCGGCGAUUACCUGUACGACAGGGAGAGGGACAGAGAUCGGGAACGCGAACGCAAGUCCUUCGAUCGGGAGAGUCUCGAGUCCUACGAAAGUGCCACCAGGCGUCGUCGCAGUUUCGGCAGUGGAAACGAUGUCUACGGCAGCUUGGAUAGCCGUGAUGAUUACCGCGGCGAAAGGGAAAGGGAUCGGGAGAGGGAUCGGGAGCAGAUAAAGACCCGAUCUUUAAGAAAACCCACAACCACGUCGGGCAAACUGAGGAUCAGCGGUGACAUCGACUACGAACAGGAUUCGGAGCAGGACUUCCAGCAGCGAUCGGGUGUGAGGAGUCUACAGCGACCCAGUCAACUGGGUGGGGAUGUGGUGCUGCCCUCCAGUGCGGUGGUGGGUCCACAGCGAUUGCGCAAGAGCAGCGGCUCCAGUCCUUGGGAUGGCGAAGAACCCGCUUUGCCUGGCCAGAAAUCCUGGAAGCGUCCAGGCAGCGCUGCUGAAACCGAAAGACGUUUGGCGGAGAGUCGAAGGGCAGCUGCCUUGGGUCAAACUCCAUCGGAUGGUGAAAAAGAGAGAAGAUUCCGCAAGAAGACCCGCGCCCGCAGUGCCAAGGAUUUAGCCACAGUUGGUGCUCCUAGCGCUGGCACCUCCGCCCCCUCGAGAUCCGGCUAUGGGCGUGGCAUCCGGGACAACUACGACUAUAUGUGCCCGGGUCAGCGCAACGAUGACGACGACGAUGAUGACGAGGACUAUGUGGACGAUGAGCCGCCAACGGAUGAGGAUAAGUUCGAGAGGUUGAACCGCCGGCGACACGAGAUGCACCAGCGGAUGUUGGAGUCGGAGCGCCGGCAAAUGGAGCGCCAUCAGCCACCGUCGCUGGCGAAGCUUCCCGGCCAGAAUCGCAGCCGCGGCGUGGUGGUGAAUAGUGACUAUGGGUUUGUGGACAGCUACGAGCAAACGCCAACGCCCACGCCACGUUCGAAUGCGAGUAGCACUGGACCCGGUGGCCUGAUGAUGAGCGGCGGGGAAUCCUCCGCCGGCGUGACCAGUUCCAAGUUCAAUUUCGACGAUGGCUUCGAGUCGGACUUCAAUCAGAGUUCACCGCCGCCGGCGCCAGCCGGCACCGCCUCCAGUUGCAAUUCCACGCCGGCGGGUCCAGUUUCGGCCAGUGCAAACAAUGGAGGAUCGAAGAGCCUGUUCCGCUUCUCCAACGAUUUCUCGGAUCGCGAGAAGCGGGAGCAGUUCGAGAUGGAAACGCCGCCGACAUCAACGCCGCCAAUUACGCAGAAGCUGCGAUUCGAUGACAAUGUGAAGGUGUCGCAGUUCGAUGACGCUGCCUUCGAAGAUGACUUCGCCAAGGCUUCCUUUGACUUCGAGAAGGAACAGGGAAAUGUUCCGGGAGCUGCAGGAGCCGCAGCAGCUGGAGGAUCGGGUGCCAUGAGCCGAAAGCAGAACAUGCGAACCAGCAAGCUGCAGCAGCGCCAAGAGCUCAUCAAGAAGUCCGAAUCGGUGAAUAUAUUUGCCAAGAAGCAGGAGGAUCCCUUCGAGGACGACGAGUUCUUCAAGUCGCCGGACCAGGAGCACGCGAAUCAGGAGCAGCACAACGAGGAUGCGGACGGGGGCAAGUUCCAGUGGAACGAGGACGCGAACUUUGCCAAGUUCGAUGAAAACAUGUGAUUUGACCAACU